CUAGACACUCUUAAGUUCGAUUCCGGUUUGGUACUCCCAGUCCGACGCCCCCGACUCAGCGAAUCACCGGUGGCUGCAGCGAUCAGACGGCGGAAGCUUUUCUAAAGGAUAAAAAGAAAAAGAAACUAAUUUUUCACAAGCCCUAGACUCCCAAAUCUCCCCAAUGAGAUCUUGCGAGUUGCGCCUCUUAGUAAUGAAGACCAGCACUGCCUGAGGUUUCAUUUUCAAGAAAUUGUGUAAAAGACAGUUUUUGUGAACUUACCAAACUCAAAAGGGCCUCAGAAUAACGUAAGGGAGUUUAUAUGGAAAAAAAUACAGUCUCUCCUUCAGGAAGUGAUACGAGUGUUGCUUCUGGAACAAUAUUGGGUAAAAGGAAAUUGACAACAACUGAUCUACCAGAAUAUUCAUGGCCUAAGGAGUCACUCCUGAAAAACAUAAGAAGAAAUACUCGUGAAUUUACUUCAAUUCAAAGAAAGCGUGAUGCAUGUGCUAUGCGACAUCAAUUUCUAGCUGAUAAGUUUCAUCAUAAUGAUACUACAGAAACUGGAUUGACUGGUAAUUCUGAUUCCCAAAUAUAUGAAAUUGAAUAUUCAAAGGACAUGCCUCUAAGUAAUGAGCUGCAGCUUUUAAAACAUGAAGAACAGUUCCAAAAGUUGGAAGUGCAUACUGGGGAGACACCUAAAUUACCAAGUUGGAUACUUGAGAAGGGAAAUAUAUGCGCACAAUCUGAAUCUAAGGGAUCAUUGUCAAUUCCAUCCUAUACUUCCUAUAUAGAAAAGUCUCAGAGCGAACCUGUAGUACAAAAUACUGCCCUAAAAAAGACAUUGUUGGCUACAUUUUGUAAUGAUGAUUUGUCUGUAACUCAGAGAGCGAUGGGAACAUUUCAGCAGAGUUCUUCUCAGCCUGACCGCUCCGAUAAUCUCUCUGAUAGAAGAGCAAGCAUGGAUGAAGUCAACGAGUUUGAUACUUCUUGUUCUUUUGGACAAAGAGGGCAAGUUUUUCAGAAGAUUAAGAGCAAUAAUGCUCCUAAAUCCUGUGCUGAGCAAAAUGACAUCCGGACCGAAGGGCAGUCCAAUGUGGGGGAUUCAGAAGGGUUCAAUAAGGAGAACAAAAAAAGUUCCUUGGUCGAGGAAUUUGCUUCAAAAUAUGACCAAAAUCCUGAUAAAAGUUUCAAACUUGAAAAGCAGAAGUUGAAUCAUGGUUCCCAUAGAUUUGAAGAAAAGAGUAGGCCAAAAUUACAUAAAUCAUCUCUGGCUGCAGGAAAGAUAUGGGUUGGAUCUCUUCAGCUAAAUCCUUCCAUUGCUGUGCCUGCAGUUGCCUUCUUUAAAAGUGGUGAGAAGUUGCUUGAUGUCAACUGGUAUGAACUUGUAGACGUUAAAGGGAAAGUAAGAUUAGAAGCCUUUGAAAAAUAUAUCCAGGAACUUUCUCGCUCGCGCAAUCGGGGAUUAAUGGUAAUUUCUGUGUGUUGCAACGAGGGGUCUGAGACUGACAUCAAGCAUAUGAAAGAGGUUGCAAAGGGGUAUGUAAAAGGCGAAAGAGUUGGGCUUGCACGCCUCUCGCAAGGCGUUGAUCUUUACCUCUGUCCUCGGACCGAUACAAUUAUCACAAUCCUUGCGAAACAUGGUUUCUUUAAGGGGUUGGCAGCAGCGACUGAAAGCAAGUGCGAGCUAUUUAUUGGUUGUGUAGUGUGGCGAAAAAAUCAUUCGGUUGCUAAGAAGUCUGAGAGCAAUUCCCAUUCCGAGCAGUUACAGAAAUCGCUGCCUGAUUCUAUUGAUGUGGAAGCUGUGGGCAAAAGUUCUGUAUCAUCGGUUGGCGAUGCACAAGCACUGGCCUCGGCUAAAUCUUCUUUGGUUGCUGAAAGUAAUGACAUCAAGGAUAAUCAAAAUACGGGUGGUGUUGACAAUUCGUCUUCUAACGCCAUUUCCCUGCCAACGCUCUCGCUAGCGGAGCAACGAGGACCUGUUCCUUCCAAGUCGGAGUCACAGGUAACCCCGGGGGGAGUUUGUUGCAUUGAACCAGCUAGGGGAAAUGUGGAACUUCCAAAAUACAGUCUUGCUUUACCAUCCAACACAUCAAGCCAGAAGGCCCAGAAGAAGCCAUUUAAUGAUGAUGAUCUUCCUGAGUUUCACUUUGGGGUUUCUAAAAGUUGUGAUGGGAAAUCCUCAGAUGCACAUUUGCUCAACAGAACUAGAACUGAAGAUGGGUCUGGGAACUUAACCCGAUAUUUGGCACAUUCUGGUCCGGUCUCCAAGCCAACAGCUUCGAAUUCGACCCCCGUUAUAGACACGCCUCCAAAUAGGGAAGCCAGUGUCCAUGGCACGCCACUCCCUCUUCCCCGACGAAUGGAAGGAAGACAUGCCCACCAGAGCCACAGCAUUCCACCACCUACAAUUGCCAUCCCUAAGAUUCCCUUUACUGAUUUAGGGAAGAAAAUUUUCUUUGAUGAUGAUGACAUGCCCGAAUGGCUUCCACCAGAUCUAAAGAAGCAAUCAUUUGCCAAACAAAGCAAUAUUACAACAACAAACCCGGGUUUCAAGAAUUUGCCUUUCCACCACCAUCCUCCAAGGCCAUUUCCACCACCACCAAAUCCUCCAGUGCCCUCUGCCGCCACGUCCACCUUUCAAUUCGAAUGUGCCUCCACCGGUGCCCUCUCGUGAUGGUCAGAGUUAUAUGACGGGAUUUACCUUCAACCCUGUUCUACGACCACCCUCCCGUGAUGGUCAGAGUUAUAUGACGGGAUUUACCUUCAACCCUGUUCUACAACCACCCUCCGGUCCCCUGGCAGUAAAGAGCCCUCUCCAGCCUGCAGGUGGAGUUUGGAGGCCAUAAUACAGAAACUAUACAUCAAAUAGGAAGGAAAAUCAGGAAAUGGUUUGAACCUGUAGAUACCCAUAGGAGAAAGUUAAAUAUAGGUCUCAAGCGUAAAAGAGUGUUUGAAUUUUAACUGGCUAUGGUUUUAGUUUAAAACUAGUUGAGUUUAGACAGUCCUCAAACCAUAAGAUUGAUAUACUUAUCGCAAAAAGAUGUUGCAAAUUUUCUUCUUUCUUA
Molecule: messenger RNA, 3048 nt
Organism: Ipomoea nil (Japanese morning glory)
Lineage: Eukaryota; Viridiplantae; Streptophyta; Magnoliopsida; Solanales; Convolvulaceae
Exons: 5
Coding region: 303-2657 (784 amino acids)
Biological process (GO): DNA-templated transcription
Cellular component (GO): nucleus
Source: RefSeq, a predicted model, not a curated record